Fulvia fulva is the source of this 852-nucleotide messenger RNA. RefSeq lists its product as uncharacterized. Lineage: Eukaryota; Fungi; Ascomycota; Dothideomycetes; Mycosphaerellales; Mycosphaerellaceae. The record is from RefSeq and is a predicted model, not a curated record. The coding region runs from base 1 to 852 and encodes 283 amino acids. The transcript is spliced from 2 exons.
AUGGAGCAACCAAUCUCAGCAAGCAUCACAGUCAAUGCUGAGAAGCGAGCCUUGAACAGCGUUGCGGUAGAUGUCGGUGUUUCAAAACCAACUAUCGUGGCUGAGAAAGUCAUGGGAAACUGCCCGUCAAAGACUACUACCAUUACUGGUGACAAUGGUGUUCGCGUCCUGACUGUCGACGACAACAAACAAGCUGGAUACUCUUUGGCACUCUCCUUCUGGGAGGACCAUUCCAGUCGGUACUUCAUUGACACUCCAGAUACGGCCCACUGGUCCGAGCAGCAGAAAUGGGAUCUGCACUUGCGAAUGAUGGAGUACAUCACGUAUGCCCAUCUGCUCAAGGGCCUCGUAGUCAGCGCAGGUCCAGACUACGACUGCGUAGCACUCUGGAUGCCCCCCACCCAAAACAUGGACGAUUACCUCACCCUCCUGCGCUCCGGCAUGUGGCGCCUCACCUACCAACUCUCCCCCCUCGGCCGCGGCCGCUUCUUCAACGAAUUCCUGCCCCUCCUCAACCACACCAAGGCCUCCAUAAUGGGCCCCCGCGACCAAGACUCCUGGUACCUCGUCUACAUCGGCACGAAGCCUUCCGGUCGCGGAAAAGGGUAUGCAAGGAAAGCGAUUGAGUAUGUGACGACGAUGGCGGACCGGGGUGGGAAGGCGUGUUAUUUGGAGAGUAGCAAUGGUGUGAAUAGGAUUAUUUAUGGGAAGAUGGGGUUUGAGUUGAAGAAGGAGAUUUGGUUGCAGAGGAAGAGGGAGAAUGUUGGGUUGGAUAUUAUGGUUAGGGAGCCGGUUGGUGGGGUGGGAGAGGAGAGGGAGGAUGAUGCGGAUAGUGGGGUUGAUGUGAAGUGA